GCGCUGCUUGUUGCCUUCACUCGCCGCGCCGCUGUCGCCCGCGUCAGGCCGGCUCCAUGAGGACGAAGCACGUGAACGUGCUGAUCGCGCUGGCCGCCUUCGUGCUUUUCAGCUUCUCCUGCUUCUGCAUCUCCAGGAUGACUCAAACUAGUAAUCAAUUAAUUAAUUGUAGAAACCAUAUUUUGGAAUUUAAGGAGAAAAUUCUACGUUUAAAAAAUAAAACUGAAAGAAAUCGCCAAGAGCUGAUCAAUGCCUUGAGUAAAAUGAAGUAUGAAAUGACACAGAGAGAAAAUACGUCCACGGACUUAGUUGAGAAGAAAAUGAAUACAUUGGGUAAGGAUGAAACAGUGUCUAAUAAUACAUUUGAAGUCCUAAAGUUCUUUUUCCCUCAUCUAAGGAAAGUGGGCAGAAUUUAUCCUGAUGUAAUCAUUGGCAAAGAGAAAACAGGUGUCUCUUUUGCGCUGGGUAUUUCCACUGUUAGCAGAGGAAAUCAAAGUUACCUGAAGCAAACCCUGAAUUCUGUUGUCUCCAGGAUGACUCUCUCAGAAGAGAAGGACUCUGUGGUGAUUGUCUCGGUCGCAGAUAGAAAUGAAGAUUAUUUAAAAUCUGUUGUUGACAUGAUUACAAAAAGAUUCAAAAGGCAGCUGAAGUCUGGAUCCUUGGAAGUCAUUUCAAUACCUGCCUUUUUUUAUCCAAACAUGUUACAUGUCAAGCAGUCAACUGAGGACUCAGGAAAAUUAGAGAGUUGGCGCAUCAAACAAGUACUGGAUUUUUGUUUUUUGAUGCUGUAUGCCCAACCAAAGGCCAUGUAUUAUUUACAGCUAGAAGAUGAUAUCAUAGCUAAAAAGGUGUACUUUACAAAAAUCACAGAUUUUGUGCAUAAUAUCACUUCAAAUAAUUGGUUUUAUAUUGAGUUUUCAAUUCUUGGAUUCAUAGGAAAGCUAUUUAAAUCUGAGGACUUAACUGACUUGGUGCGUUUUUUUUUAAUGUUCUACAAAGAUAAACCCAUAGAUUUGCUUUUGGGGGAUAUUUUUCAGGUAAAGAUGUGUAACCCAGGAGAGACUCCUGAAAAAUGUGCAGAACGAAAUAAGCAAAUUCGUAUUCGAUAUAAACCUUCUCUUUUCCAGCAUGUGGGUAUACAGUCAUCAUUCCCUGGAAGAGAACAAUAUUCCAAAGAUAUUUAUUAUUAGGAGUUUCAUAAUUCGAGUACCUUCUUUAAAAAUGAUCAGCAUCAUUCUUUGGAAAAAAUGACAUAAUGAGGAUUAGUCUUAGUUCUCAACUUUCUUCAUAGUGGCUAAGAGACUAUCUCAUAUAAAAAAUGAAGCCUUUGAUAAUAUAGUGAAAAUAUGAAGAUAAUAAGCAUAACAAGAAAAAUUCUGUAAUACAUUGGAACCUCAGAUAAGCCUGAUUUCUCAUGGCAUCUUUCAGAAAUUAUAAUAAUGAAAAUGCAUAAUUGUAUAGAAGAGAAUUCAGAAAUUAACACACUUGUAGGCUUGAAAGUGUUAAGCUCCCUCUUAUGUCAAGGAAAAUUACAGUGUUUAUUUAUGAUGUUUGUACCCUUACUAUUAUAAUUUAAUUAAAAAAAUAGUAAAGGCAGGGAAGUUUUUGAAAAUUAAGAAAUGAAUUUUGUUGACGUAGUUAUGCUAUCACAUAAUCUUAAUAAAUAGCUAAUAGUUCAGAAACUUGUCAUGGACAGGUUCUGUGUAAAUUGGUAUAUGUUCUUAUCCAUUUUGUUAGGACAUCUAAAGAAAGCACAAUCUAAGCCUGGGUCUGGCAGUGCCACAAUAUCUUCUUGUCUUUUAAAUAAAUGCAUUUAAAACUAUAAACUUACCCCUAAAAUGCUGUUUGAACUGGUUUACCAGCCUCUUGAUAUUUAUGUAUUCCGAUAGUCAUUCAGUUCUAAAAGAUUUUGUAAUUUCUCUUAUUAUUACUUUCUUAGCUCAUGGGUUAUUUGGGAGUGUUUUCUUUUUUUUUUCUUCAAAUAUGUUGGUUUUUGCCAUCUUUUACUGUUGAUUUCUCAUUUAAUUACAUUGUUCUUAGUGGAUUUUAUCUGUGUGAUGAGAUUUGAGAAUUGUUAAGAAUGCUUAUGUUUCAUGUGAAUUUGAAAAGAAUGUAUAGUGUCUGUAGACUCCCUUUAAAAUAUGUUGCAUUCAUUUGUUUCUUAUAAAUGUGUUUUGUGCUUUGAAAACGUCUUCUUAAAUAUUCCCAAUUAUUGGGUGCAGAAUUCUCUUAUAUCAGGCUUUUUAAUUUACUUAUUCAGGUUUUUAAAAUUCUUCCUGAUUUUUGUCUGCUUGAUUAUCAGUUUCUUAUAGGAGUCUAUUAAACUCCACUAUUCUUCUUGUUAUUCUGUUGAGUUUUAUUUUAUUUAUUUUGAGAGAUAAUAAGAGAUAUUUCUUCUUCCUUCUUAUUCAUCAAUAAAAUAUGAAAAUUGUA
Molecule: messenger RNA, 2433 nt
Organism: Panthera uncia (snow leopard)
Lineage: Eukaryota; Metazoa; Chordata; Mammalia; Carnivora; Felidae
Gene: MGAT4D
Product: MGAT4 family member D
Biological process (GO): protein N-linked glycosylation
Cellular component (GO): Golgi stack; endoplasmic reticulum-Golgi intermediate compartment; endoplasmic reticulum
Molecular function (GO): acetylglucosaminyltransferase activity
Source: RefSeq, a predicted model, not a curated record